Molecule: messenger RNA, 1340 nt
Organism: Bactrocera neohumeralis
Lineage: Eukaryota; Metazoa; Arthropoda; Insecta; Diptera; Tephritidae
Exons: 2
Coding region: 89-1186 (365 amino acids)
Source: RefSeq, a predicted model, not a curated record
ACUGAAGCGAAGAAGAAGAUUCUCGGUUUGUUUACAUUUAUUAAGUUGUGAGGAGUCAAAUAAAAAUUUAGCUCUAUAGAACAUAAAAAUGGUUUAUUGUUCAGUACCGGGUUGUGAAAAAUUCAACAAAAGCCAAAAUAAACGAUUUGUAUUUAGCUUUCCCAAAAAAAAGGAAUUGGUGCAAAAAUGGCUUGAGGCGAUACCCAGUUUAGCGCGUCCUGUUAAAAGCUCUUGGCGAGUGUGCCAAUACCAUUUUAAACCAGAGGAUAUUUUAAAGUCAUUCAGCCACACUAUUGGUGGGGAAGUGUUUUUAAUAGAGAGGGAGAGACCAAGGCUGAAACCAAAUGUGGUGCCAACAAGAAACCUCGAAUUCAACAAAUUUAUUGAAAACAACGAUCGAGAAACCAAAUCAAUAAAUAAUCAUAAAUCACAUGUAUUAAAGCAAUCUAAAGAUACUGACGCGUUAAAUAAAAAAUCCAUUGCACAAUUAAACUUAGCAGGUAACCAAGAUGCCGUACCUGAAGAGAAUCGUGAAAAGGCAUGUGUGCGCAGUGUUGAAAUUAUAAAAGUUCAUCAUGAAUCCAAGGUUCUUACAGCCGUUGCAGAUAUUUUGCACAGAACCCCUGAAUUUCUAGACGAGGACGCUGAGCAAUUUGAAUCGCAAAGUUUUGAGGACAUAUCUAAUGAGUGUAACCAAAAUCUGGAUAGAGCUGAUGGAAUUAUUAUUCUACAAGAUAAAGAAAAUAGCGAAAGCAGUUUAACUGACAAUAAAACCGAAAACCUUGUCAACUGUUCCAAUCCAAUAACAGAGGUGGAUUACUUUGACAACCUCUUUGAUAGUGUUUUUGAGGUAGUUUUGCCUACAACGUUGUGGGGAGUUCAUCGCUCUCCACACCAAAAACGGAUAAUGUUCGUAUGUGUAGAUGAAGAACAAUUAAAUAUACAAAAAAUGUUGAUCGUGGAUGAUUCAGGCGACCUAAAAAUGUAUUUAGUGAGCAGGUUGAUCCGCGAAGAGCAUUGGCCAGUUGAUAUUUUAACUCCAGAGCGUAUAUCAGAUAUGCUUGCAGAGUUGGAGGCAAUGCAAAUAUGCCUUGGAGCAAAUUUGUCUGAAACUUGUGAAGUUCUGCUUACAGAUGUUAAUAGCGAUGAGCAAAUAACGCAAAGAUUAUGCAAAAAGUGCUGUUGAAAGUGUAUUUAUAAUUUUAAAAAUCACUAAAAGACAUAAAAAUAUGUUUUUUUCAGUUAUAGUUAACAAAUAUAAUAAUAACAUAAAUACAUGUAAAAUACAAAUUUUAUGCAGGAAUAAACUUCAGUUAUUCUUAUUAAAACUUUCCAACAAC